Drosophila biarmipes is the source of this 993-nucleotide messenger RNA. RefSeq lists its product as uncharacterized. The record is from RefSeq and is a predicted model, not a curated record. Lineage: Eukaryota; Metazoa; Arthropoda; Insecta; Diptera; Drosophilidae. The transcript is spliced from 4 exons. Bases 193 to 816 code for a protein of 207 amino acids.
AAAAAGCGUUUAUGUAAAAAAAAGCACGUGUUCUUAUAAUAAGCCGAAAUUCCUUGAAAUGUACCCAAAUAUUAGUAAGAGGAACCUAAGUAAAUGUAAAAACUAAAUCAACUUAACACGCUUUCAAUAUAAGUAGACUGUCAUAGUUACUCAUCAUGCGAGAAGCGAUGGAGCCAUGAUGAAAUCAGGAAAAUGCUCGACUUUGUAAAACGGAAUAGGAAACUUGAGGUACCCUCUGCUAAACUAUUUUACGAAGCCAUGAUGCAGGAGACCGGAAUCGAAGGCUCGUGGCAGAAUAUGAGGUGCCAAAUGAGAUUUCUUAAAAUGACCUUAUCGAAAGCAAAUAACUGGCUGUCCACUAAUGACUUUAAUCUGAAAGACAAGAAAUCGGCAAUUGAAUACGCACGUGACCGCUUUUGUCCAUUUUAUUAUGAAUUGGCGGAGUUGUUUGGUCAAGAGUUUUCGACUUUGGAAUUGUGUAGUGACGCCAAUCAAGAAAACACUUCCUCGUCGUCCGAUGAAAAUGAAGAGCCCAGUGUUUCUGCAAAAGCUAAAAAAGGAAAGAAUCGAAAUGGUGCGUCUAAGCCGAAAAUCCGACGGAAAGAAGCCUCUCUAGAGGCUGCUAAACUGCAAAUCGAAGGCGAAAAAUUUCAGUGGGCCAAGGAGAAGGAGUACAGAGAGUUGAAAAUUAAAGAAAAGAAAGUGGAAAACGAGUUAUAUUUGAAAAAAUUAGAACUCGAGCACAAGAAAGAAAUAGCCAUGUAUAAGAUUCAAAUGAAACGCAAGGACAAUCCUGAUAAAAGUCCAGAGGACUGAAAAUAACUUUGACUUACCAAAAAGAAGCAACGAAUUGGAACUGCACCUGUCACGAAAGACCUUACAUUUUACAAAAGUACAAAUAUUGUAUUCACUAGUUUAUAAUAAGCUUUAGAAAAUGAUAUCGGUUUCGAACAUUACUCAGCUCACUCCCUUAAUAAAAUAACAUUUAACAUA